This is a messenger RNA of Daldinia childiae, 1368 nucleotides long. Its product is annotated as Cytochrome P450 3A31. Gene Ontology annotation, molecular function: heme binding; oxidoreductase activity, acting on paired donors, with incorporation or reduction of molecular oxygen; iron ion binding. The transcript is spliced from 4 exons. The coding region runs from base 1 to 1368 and encodes 455 amino acids. The record is from RefSeq and is a predicted model, not a curated record. NCBI's taxonomy places the organism in Eukaryota, Fungi, Ascomycota, Sordariomycetes, Xylariales, Hypoxylaceae.
AUGGUCUCGCAGCUAUUUAUGCGCCGGAAGGCGGUUAUCAAGCCUCCUGAAAAGAUGAAAAUACUCGCGCCAUUUGGCCGCAACAUAUCUAUGGCUGAGGGUGACCUCUGGAAGUUCCAUCUAGGCAUCACGUUGCCACCACUGGCGGCAGAGUCAGUAGCGCGGUUGGUGUGGGAAGAGACUUCGCGGCAGGUCGAUAUGACAACGGCGAUAUGGGAGCCAGAGAGCAGCAACAAGAAGCGCAUUUAUUCCUUGACCAUGAACACCAUGUUAUUAGUCGGGUUUGGGCAUCAAGCACAAGGAGCCAGUGAAAACCAGUCCAGUAACCUCUCUGGAGCCCAUCAAUACUCACUAGUCGAUGCCAUGACCAACGUUACCAUAUAUCUACCCCAUAUCCUACUCCUACCGCGCUGGCUACUGCGUUGGUCUCCGUGGCCUAUCGCAUAUCAGUGCGCCAACGAGGUCGACAGCUACAUUGAUGAACUAGUAGCCGAAGCACAAGAAAAGCUGCUGGUAGACAGUACCGAGGCGCAACGCGAGACUCUAAUCACUGCCAUCUUGCGCUCGAAUAUGGCCGCCAAAAAUGAUAAGAAACAUAUCGAGUCGAUCGGUCGUUCCACCUUAACAAACGAGGAGAUUAGGGGUAAUGCCUAUAUUUUCCUCAUUGCUGGUUAUGACACAACAGCAAACACGACUUUGUUCACUAUGCUUGUACUGAUUGCCCACAAGGAUCUUCAAGAAUGUUUGAUCGAGGAGAUCGACGCCGUCUAUGCCCAAGCCGCAAAGGAAGGCCGUUCAAAUCUGUCGCAUGCCGAGGACUUCCCACGGUUCCGGUAUCUUGUUGCCUUCAUGUACGAGGUAAUGCGCAUCUUCCCAAUCGUACCAACAUUGGCGCGGGUCGCCUUUGAACCCCAGCAAUUAUCAAACUACGCUCUUCCUGGAAAGACGAGCUAUAUUACUAACACGCCCGCCAUCCAUUACGAUCCCUCCGUGUGGCCAAGGCCGGAGAUCAUCGAACCCCGACGAUGGCUUGUGGCAGAUCCGCACUCGUUCGACCCAUGCAAGCCGCUAACAGCGGCGCAGGAAACUGAGAUCCGCAGUGGUACCACCGCCAUUCCAGGGAACCGAAAGGGUACUUUCCUAACGUUUGGAGAGGGUCCGCGUGCAUGUCUUGGCCGUAGCUUUGCGCGUGUCGAAUAUGUUUCUCUCAUCUCGCGAUUACUCCACCGCCACAGGCUUGAGAUCGCGGACAGCGAUGGCAGUAAAGCCACGCGCGCACUCAGGACAGCUCUUCUUCGCAGUGGUGGUUCGCCCGUUACGCUCACGCCGCCUGAAGAUAUACCAGUGAGGCUUAUCCCACGGGGGUGA